AUGAAUGCUUACCUGCAGACCUCAGCAGGCGAUGACCUGAAGGAUAAGAUUGGACUUGUUUAUCAGUUCAACAUCUCCCCCAAGAAGAUUGGGAUUAACGAGGAGACGUUUACGGUGGAUUUGAAGUCCAAGAAGGUCACGGCAGGCGUGUAUGAAGGGAAACCUGACGCAAUGUUCUCUUUCACUGAUGCUGACUUUAUUUCUGUCGCUACUGGCAAGUUAAAUCCGCAAAUGGCGUUCAUCAGGUAA
Messenger RNA from Closterium sp. Naga37s-1, 249 nucleotides. The record is from the annotation of a GenBank genome assembly. NCBI's taxonomy places the organism in Eukaryota, Viridiplantae, Streptophyta, Zygnematophyceae, Desmidiales, Closteriaceae.